AUGCCAUCGACAAUCAAGUCUCUCCACGCUUUGAGUGUUGGAAACGCCAACUUCCAAGUGCACCCCGUGCUUUGGACCUCAGACCACCUCACCCUUACGGGUUGCCGGUUCGAGGAGACCCAUGGCGGAAACGACGCGGAGAAUGUUGAAGCCCAUGCGACAAAUCGUGAGACGUACUAUGCGACACGUCUUGCGACUUCCCCAGUCCAAAAGAUGAAACUUCAUUACGUUAGUUCACUCUUUUGUGGAACCGGCCUUUUAGAGGUUGUCCGUGUAUCCGCUGCGUUUUUCUACGCCGAACGCCUGGUCCAUGUACCAGUUUGCACCGUCUUCCGCAUUGCGGGACAUAUUCAGGUUCCGCACCCGGAACCUGUGAUCGGGUAUCAUCACUACAACGUCGACCAAGAGCGUCGAUUGAGAUUCACACCCCGAGCAGGUCCUCCGGGGAUCUGGAACCUCCCGGUUCAGCGGCUCUAUGACCGAAGACUGGGGAGCGUUACACCCCAGGAUUGGACUCGCGAUCCCUAUCUCGUGUGUGUGCUCCUGAGCCUGGCUCAGAUACAGUGGCGUUCGGACGACAGACAGCAGCCGCGUCUGUUCCUGGUCCGCCUAUUAGUAACACACAGAGACGACCAGCACAAUGCCUACGUCUACAAAGCCAACUUUCCGUCCCAACUCCUGGAGUGUUUGAAGACUCCUACGCGGCCCAUGGCCGAUGUUGUGUUCCCCAACAUCGAGGUGGGCAAGGUGGCAUUUGAGCCUUUUGAGACCUUUGGCGGCCGUGCUGUCCAAGCACUGGUUGGCUCGCAAUACGGGGCAGCGACAGCUUCGACAGCUCUCACUAUUGGGUUACGUGGACAUGCAUUCAGAGCAGAUUGA
This is a messenger RNA of Fusarium redolens, 879 nucleotides long. RefSeq lists its product as uncharacterized. The transcript is spliced from 3 exons. Lineage: Eukaryota; Fungi; Ascomycota; Sordariomycetes; Hypocreales; Nectriaceae. The record is from RefSeq and is a predicted model, not a curated record. The coding region runs from base 1 to 879 and encodes 292 amino acids.